Molecule: messenger RNA, 2865 nt
Organism: Anopheles coustani
Lineage: Eukaryota; Metazoa; Arthropoda; Insecta; Diptera; Culicidae
Gene: dysf
Exons: 8
Biological process (GO): regulation of transcription by RNA polymerase II
Molecular function (GO): RNA polymerase II transcription regulatory region sequence-specific DNA binding; protein dimerization activity; DNA-binding transcription factor activity, RNA polymerase II-specific
Source: RefSeq, a predicted model, not a curated record
UCCAGAUUCGAUGCAAAUAAAUCCACCAAAGGCGCCUCGAAGCUGAGGCGCGACCUAAUCAACUCCGAGAUUGCGAAUCUGCGCGAUCUGCUGCCGCUGCCACAGUCCACCCGCCAGCGCCUCUCCCAGCUGCAACUGAUGGCGCUGGUGUGUGUGUACGUGCGCAAAGCCAACUACUUCCAGCAGGUGUUUAAGCGCAGCAUCGAUAUAGGAUUGCAUUCGGCACCGACACCAAAUAUAGGAUUUUCGAAGGCACUAUCUGGAUUCCUCAUGAUGCUUACGCAGAACGGGAAGCUGCUGUACAUUUCGGAUAAUGCCGCCGAAUAUCUUGGUCACUCGAUGGAGGACCUUCUGAUACACGGUGACUCCGUUUACGACAUUAUCGAUAAGCAGGAUCACGGUGCCAUCCAGAGCGAGCUGAGCCGGGGCGUUACGCAGCACUCCGGCGGAGCGCACGGACAUCAUUCGCACCACUCGCCCCUGCACCAUCAUCAGCAGCACCAUCAGCAUCACCAUCUGCAGCACAACAGCAAUCAUCACAAUCACCACCAUCACAGUCAACAGCAGCAGCACCACCACCUUCAGGUGCACCAUCAUGGUGGCCACGGGAGUGCCCUGUCCCCGUCCGGUGCGUCCGUGGCCGGAUCGAGCUCGUCCGCGGGCGGCUCGUCGGGCUCGUUGGCGGGUUCGUCGCUUAUGGACGGCGAGCAGCGAAUUUUUCUCUGCCGAAUGAACGUGAGCCGGAACGCCCGGAGACAGAUGCGGUUCGGUGAUCAGAAGGUGGUACUGGUCCAGGGCCAUUAUCUGUCCUAUCUGCCACUGUGUAGCCGCAACGAGCCCGUUUUCAUAGCGACCUGCACGCCGAUCGCGAUGCCGGAAACGCGGGAAUGCGUCGUCCAGGGUGCAACCAACGUGUUCACCACGAUCCACUCGAUGGACAUGAAGGUGGUGCACAUUGACAAAAAUGGCGAAUUUCAUCUUGGGUACAGUAGAAGCGAGCUGCAAGGCGUAUCCUGGUAUCAGCUGCUGCACUGGGAAUCAACGCGAGAGGCACAAAGUAAACAUAGGCUGAUAACACAAUCGGAGCAGGAUAGAUCGUGCAUUUUGCUAGUUCGAAUGCAGCGCCGCCAGAGCGACUUCCUUUGGGUGCACGUGGUGCUGCAGGUGCGCGACGGCCAAGACUCCAACCAGCAGUCGGUGAUCGUGUGCACUAAUCAGGUGUUGAGUGACCGCGAGGCGUCGGUGAUGCUGUCCAACUCGUGGCUCUACCACUACUACACCGUGCAGUCGAAGAUGCAGUUCGGCAUUCCGUUCGAGGGCGCAACCAGGAUCCCCCCGACGACGCCCUACUACACCACCCCGGCAGGCCACGGCCACACCCUUUCGCCCAACAGUGUGGCCGGGGGAGGCGGUGGUACCGGUGCGGGAGUCCUCGCGGGUACGUCGGGCGUAGGUGCGGGGAUGGCGGGCGGUGGUCAUGGCUACUCGACGCCACACCACUCGCACAUCACCUCCUACGGAUAUCACUCGCCCUCGGGUCAGCAUCAUAAUGGCGGUGGUGGUACGGGAACUCCGAUGCUACACGGCCACCACCAACAUCAGCACGUCAUUCAGCAGGGUGCAGGCUUAACACCAGCGGGGGAUGCAGGGGAUUACGGUGCAAGAUCGUACGGGUUCCGGCUGGACUCGAGCGGGCAGCCGGUUGACUACAGUGGCGGCCAUCCAACUCCUCCAGCAUCGGCUCCGCCAACGAUGGCGGGCAUAGCGAUGCCGGUGGUACAGGUCACCCCGCACAUCCGGUGUCACAAUGGCGGGGGCAGUGGGGGUCCUUCGUCGAGCAGUGGAGGAACUUCAGGGAGCAACAGUAGCAGCAAUACCAAUGGCAGUAGUAACAGUAGCAGCAAUAGCAAUAGUCAUCCCAUCUCCAAUGGAAGUAGCAGUGAGCGCCACAAUGGGACUCCACCAGCCAAGAAGCGGAACAUGAACCGGCUGGAACCGCUUUAUAUUCCCGAUAAUGGCCAUUCGGAGUCGUCUGACACGUCUGCGCUUGGGGAGCUUCAGCCGGGCACCGGAAAUGCGCCCGGACUUCAUCAGCAAGAUGGCGGCGUUUCGGGAGUUUCCAAUGGGUUGAGUAACCUCAAUGGAUCCCUCGAUGGAGGUGUAACAUCUGCCGGUGGGGGAGGAGGAGGGGGAGGGCUACAGACAAUGGUCAUUGGCUCGAUACCGACGGGCCGUACCGCGAUCGGUCGGUUACACUCGAAAUCGGCCCUCCUGCCAUCAACCGUUUCGAGCCUCGCGUCCGAACCUACCGAUUUCAUGGAGCAAUGGAACCCGAGUCCACCCUGGUCCGACACCACCGCCCAAAAGGUGCCCGACAUCUCGCACCAGGAGCUGUCCCCGUACAUGACGACAACCCCUCCCACUCCCACCAGCGCCCCCCAUCAGCUGCUGAACGGAGGCUUCCCGACGGCGACCACGUUCUCCUUCGACUGGAUGCCGGAACAGUUCGUGCCGAUUGUGUCGGAUUGCUCCGGAACGACUCUGCUGUCCUCGGGCGGUAUGGCCGUGUCGCACGUAACCUCCGGGGCACCGACAAUCGCCAGCAGCAACGGUGCAGCGGUGGGAACUGCUGGCUGUGUGCUUCCGGUGGCUUCCUGCCUCGCGCAGGACGGUUUGCCCAUCCCGGGCCUGCCCAUGCCAAUGCCGGUACCUCUGCAAAUUCCACCCCCACCAUGGCCAUCAGAUCACCGGCUACUCGCUCUGGACGGUGGCCCUUCCAGCACACCCUCGACCAGUGACAGUGGACGAGAACGAAAGCCAACAGACGACCCCGCUGGGCAACCGGAUCAGCGCCGAUCUCACUGA